Molecule: messenger RNA, 1594 nt
Organism: Sphaerodactylus townsendi
Lineage: Eukaryota; Metazoa; Chordata; Lepidosauria; Squamata; Sphaerodactylidae
Exons: 6
Coding region: 1-861 (286 amino acids)
Source: RefSeq, a predicted model, not a curated record
AUGUCUCCGCUGCCCCCUCCCGCGCACCUGAUAUGCGGAGAUUCCAUCACUCACUUUGCAGCCCGUCCGUCCGUCCGCUCAUCCAGGGGCUUCAACAGGCGCGUCUGGGCUCGGUCGCCUGGCCGGAGCGGCCACGGAUCACGCUGGCGGCAGGACUGGGGCAGGGCAAGGACCCCAGCGGCCCCAUGCAAAGAGGGGCGGGCUGGCUCGCCCCCCACCUGGGACGCCGGUGGCCCUAAGCGGCGGGAUCCCGGUUGCUUGCAGGCGCAGCGACAGCCUCCCGAAAUGCAACCGGGGGGCUGGCGGCUGGCGACGGCGCUCCGGGCGGCUUCUGCAGGCGCCCGCCAAAGUUGCACAAAAGUUGCACUAGGCGUUGCAUCGACGUCUCUCUCUUUUUUUGCUCGCUCUCUCGUUCUCUCCCUCCUUCCACUCUCUUUCCACCCCUGCCCCCUCUUUCGACUCCUGCGUCUUCUUCUCCUCCUGGGCUGCUGCUUUCCUGCCUCUUCCAAGUUAAGGGGGUCUUUUCACAACCCAGUUGCUUGCUGGCCUUAUCCCAACCCAGUAGCAUCCUCUUCCCUCUGUUGUGGAGUUCCAGGGAGAAAGAAGAAAUUGCUGAAACCUGAGCCGUGUGAGUGGAUGGCAGAAGAGGAGGACACAGCCAGACAAAGGGCACUGGGAUAUUGUAUUGCCACACAACAGCAAUCUCUCUCCUACACGGAAUCUCUGGGUUAUGUACGCAGACAACAUACUCAAAUCCAGAUCAGCAGACUGAAGAAAGGCUGCAUUCCUUUUCUUCUUUGUGCUACCCUUACUGGACUCUCCGGUCUCCGCCGCCAUCUCUCAAGAAAAGAAGGAAACUAAACAUUUGACAGACAUCUUUUUGCGCAUCGUUCCCAGGAGUUAGCUAGCAUGUCCGGCAAUUGGUUCUAGCCGAGUGGAUUUUAUAAUGAAAAAACCCACCCAAUCCUGGAAAGCGAAAAAAAGCCUUACAGUGAAAACAUGAAGCACACUGGUGCCCAUUUUAGGCCAGAAACUGAAUUCUAGAUUUUGUUUUUAGGGUUGCCAGCUCUACGGAAUUUCUGGAGAUUUGUGGGUGGAGUCAGGGGUUUUUUGAAUGGGGAGGAGCUCAGCAGGGCAGGGGCGUACUGCCCAGGGGGACAUAUGGGGUCAAAUGUCCCUAGGCUGUGGUCAUUUAGUCACGUUGGGACACAAAAUCACCCCCCAUCCCUCCUCCUUCCCCCUCAGUCCAUACACUGACUUCAAGACCUGUUGUUUGGUCGUGGUGAGGGAGAGCAGCCACCAAUAUGGGGUGGGGCCCCCCUGAAAACUCAGAUUUUGCACUGGGCUACAUUUUCCCUAGAUAUGCCUCUGCAGCCUUAGCAUAAACCCUCCACAGCAGCCAUUUUCUUGUCCGGAUAUCAGCUGUAAUUGUAGGAGAUCUCCCAGCCUCAUUGGGAGACGGGCAACUCUACGCUAGGCCCUGUUCCCAUCAGUCAUGAUCUAACUUUUGAGUUGUGAGUUAAGUCCAGAUUUAAUUGAAGGCUAGUGAGAGAACCUGUGGGACUUAAUGCAAAUAAAGUGAAUAGCUGUCAGA